AUGCUGAAAAUAUCCAGUGCGACACUUUGCCUUUGUUUUUUGAUUGUGUUGGAGACAACAGUUUUCUUCGCAACUUGCUCACCGGCGGCUAACGUUAAAGGUUUCGACGAGGAUGCUUUCACCAUCCAGCACUCGAGCACAGGGAAGUGCCUAGUUACAGGGGCUUCUGCAGUAUUGAGUCUCACCUCCUGUGAUCAAAACAGCAGGUCCCAGCUGUGGAAGUGGGGUUCGGGUCAAAGGCUCUUCAAUGUGAACACGUCCCUCUGCUUGGCGUUGGACGUCCGCUCCAAGGCCUUAUCCCUGGUCGACUGUGGCUACAACAUCCUGCUGUGGUGGCGUUGCCUGGAUAGGGCUGUUUACACUACCUAUCAAAUGGGCCUGGCGGUCAUCGAUGGCAAAGUUGCCGCCAAACGGGACACUAUUGACACUUGGGUAAGAGGAGGAUCCCAGGACAACAUCUGCCAGAUGCUGUACCACGUCGUCUACACCACCGCUGGGAACUCUGCCGGCUCUCCCUGUGAGUUCCCCUUCAAAUACAACGGCAGCUGGCAUCACGGAUGCCUCCCAGAUGCAGAUUUCCCUGGACUGUCCUGGUGUGCCACCUCAUCAGACUACGACCAAGACAGAAAGAAGGGACACUGUCUAAUACCUGAAGAGGGUUGCCAGACUCUGUUUGCCGGGCCGGAAGGGGAAUCCUGCUAUGAGUUUGUUUCCAGUGCUGCGGUGACCUGGCAGGAAGCUCUGGAUUCAUGUCGUAGUCAGGGAGCUGAUCUGCUGAGUGUGUCUGAGCCGAACGAUCUCCACUCCAAAACCUUAUUGGACGGCCUUGAAGGAAUGCCUGAAAGGAUGUGGAUCGGGCUUCACCAGUUAGACACUUCUCACGGCUGGCAGUGGUCAGAUGGUUCCCCUCUCACCACUCUGCGCUGGGAAACAGGAAUGCCAUCCACCCCCAUACUUUUGGAGUUAGACUGUGGAGUCCUGAACUCCAAGCAGAAAUAUGAAUCUGAGGCGUGCAACAAACGGCUGCCGUACAUCUGCAAGAAGAGCGUCAAUGCCUCUCACACCGCAACAACAGAGUCGUUUGUAUAUAAAGAAACGGCGUGUGCAGACGGUUGGGUCCCAUGGAAUGGCUGGUGUUACAAGUUGGUUAAGGACGAGCCUCUAGACUUUACAGAUGCCCAGAUGCACUGCAACAACACAGAGGGAGGAGGGGGAGGCUUUCUGGCUAGCCUCCACUCUAUUGACAGCAAGGAGAUGAUCAGCACUAAUUUCCAUGCAGAUUGCAAGUUGUUGGACGUGUGGAUCGGUCUGAUCGGUAACGGAAUUGACACCACCGUCUUCAAGUGGAUCGACGAGGCACCCGUCACUUUCACCUACUGGGACCAAAACCAACCAGUCCAGCCCACUCUGAAUACCAGCUGUGUCUUCUACUCUGGAGAGCAUCAUGGUUGGCGGGUUGGGGACUGCAAACAGAGGCUACCUUUUAUGUGUCAGAAGAAAGGAGAUGUCAAGGAGCCAGCGACACAGGACGGAUGUAGCUUUGAGGAUGGUUGGAGGAGACACGGCAACUCCUGUUAUCAAGUGAACCCAAAAAAAGUACCCUUCAAAGAUCGCUGCAACAUCACUAUAAGAAACAGGUUUGAGCAGGCCUUUAUCAGCCGUCUACUUGGAGAGCAGAUGAAGAUGGAAACUCAGUAUUUUUGGAUAGGGCUGCAGGACAUUAAGAACACAGGGGAGUACCAGUGGCUGAGCCAGGAGGGGUCCCCGGGUGUGGUUACAUACACCAACUGGGGCUGGUUCGAACCAGAUCGGGUCGGAGGUUGUGCAGUGAUUUCCACCGCAAAACCCUUGGGCAAGUGGGAGGUGAAGAACUGUACCAUUUUUAAUGCCGGCACCAUUUGUAGAAAAGACCUCAGUCCAGCCCUAGAACCAGAACCAGAGCCGAACCCCAACGUAACCUGUCCAGAUGGAUGGGUGUCCAGACCAAACAUCAGAUACUGCUACAAGGUGUUUCAUGAGGAAAGGCUGAGCAGGAAGCGCUCCUGGAAGGAAGCUGAGAUGUUCUGUCAGGCUCUGGGAGCCAACCUGCCCAGCUUCACUAACAAUGGUGAGAUGAGGGCCCUGCACAGCAUCAUGAGAGACACCAUCAGUGAUAAUCGGUACUUCUGGGUUGGCCUGAACAGGAGAAACCCAGCUGAUCGCUCCUGGCAGUGGAGCGAUGGCCAGCCUGUGUCUAUGGAUGUUUUACACCAAGAUUUCCAUGAGGAUGAUGCAUACAGUCGGGACUGCGCUGCAUUCAAGACAUCGAGGAGUACCUUGAAACACCUGUUUGUGUUUCUGCUGCACGACUUACCUCCGACACCUUUCUACGCCAGACCAUUUCACUGUGACGCCAGGCUAGAGUGGGUGUGCCAAAUACCCCGCGGAAAGACACCAAAGAACCCAGUCUGGUACAAUCCCGGUGGACACCAUGAGACCUCUAUCUUCAUAGAUGGAGCAGAGUUUUGGUUUGUUAAUGAGCCUAAGCUAACUUUUGAGGAGGCAAAGCUGUUUUGCAAUUUGAAUGACAGCAAACUGGCUGCACCACUCAGCUCAACUGCUGCCGGACAGAUCAACCAGCACCUAAAAGAUAUGAAUUCAAGUUCUCCCAAGCAAAGCUGGUGGGUCGAUUUGACAGAGCCUUCCCGGGUAUUCCCCAUGACGUACGUCCAGAUGUACUUCUACCAUUCGGCUUUCCUGGGCAGAUGCACCUCCAUCAGUUCUGAACGCUUCUUUCCAGAGCAUGAGCGCAGUUGCGAUCAGCGAUUGUCUUUUGUGUGUGAGAGAUACAACAUCACUUCAGUGGAGCGAAACGCUCUGGAUCCUCAACCUGGAGGACUGCCCUGUGAAAAUCCAUCUUUGCCUUUCAGAAAUAAGUGCUACACACUGAUGAGGAGCCAGAAGCCUGUGACAUUUCAGUAUGCAAAUGACGAUUGCCAUUCGGUAAGGGGAACCCUGGUCACUAUUUCAGAUCAGGUGGAGCAAGACUUCAUCACCACCCUUUUGCCGGAGCUGAGAAACAUGGACAAUAUAUGGAUUGGUCUAAAGAUCAAAAGUAACGACCCUCAAUGGGUGGACCAGACCCCAGUUAACUACGUACAUUUUAACCCCCUGCUUCUGGGCAUGCACAAGGCCAUACAAGUCAACUCAUGGGAUUCAGAGAGUAUGGAUCUGUGUGUGUUUUUGGUGAAUAACCCCAACUCUGCCAUGUUGGGUACCUGGGACUUUUCUUCCUGCACAGACAAAAACAGAAAAAAUGUGGGCAUUUGCCAGCACUAUGCAGAUAAACUAGAGGAGCCCCACAUCCCAACAGAGCCAUUCCAGGCCAAUAACCACACCAUUCUGCUGCUGGUCAAAAACCUCACCUGGUUUGAGGCCUUAGAGCAGUGCGAUAGUAAAAACAUGGAACUGGCAAGUGUGGCCGAUACCCUCCUGCAGUCCAUCCUCACUGUGCAUGUGAGCCGUGCACGCACGCCCAUGUGGAUCGGCCUCUUUAGCGAAGACGAGGGAAUCCACUACCGCUGGACUGACCACAGUCACACCGUAUUCAGUCGCUGGUCUUCUGAUGUCACCAGCGGCUCGUGUGUCUACCUGGACACCGAUGGCUUCUGGAAAGCCACCGAGUGUGAGGAGGAGCUAGGAGGAGCUAUCUGCCACAAACCACACAAAGAGAUCAUCACCACACCUGAUGAGGUUGCAGUGAAGUGCCCCCAUAAGAUGAAUGGUCCAAACUGGAUCCCCUUUAAGAACAACUGCUACUCCUUCCAGCUGGUCGGCACCAGGUGGGACCAGUUUGACCAAGGACAGAUUCUGGAUACCUGCAAAAAACUGUAUCCAGAUGCAGACAUUCUCACCAUCCGAAAUUCAGAGGAGAACGAAUUUGUUACGCAGCAACUCAUACCGUUUCAAAACUUGGUCCAGUUUGUAUGGCUGGGGCUGUUCAAAGAUGAAAACGAUAACCAGAUGAAGUGGUACGAUGGCACAAAUGUCCAAUACUCCAACUGGGCAAAAGGCAGACCAGAUGUAGACGGACCAUUCAUGGCUGGUCUCACCGUUGAUAACAACUGGAUUCUCAUCUCAAACCCAAACUUAUUCGCAGAGUUCAAACAAAGGACCAUUGUGACCUGCAAACUGGACAACGAACCAAAACAGGAGUACAACGUGUCAUCCAAGGAUUUACGACAUUACGGCAACUUAACUUAUGAGGUCGUAACCCGAAAAAUGAGUUGGUACCAGGCUCUGGCAGCGUGUGGUCAGCAUGGAGGCCACCUGGCAAGUGUCCACGACAUCCAGCACAGCGCGCACGUGAAGCUCAUCGCUAAGACGGACGGCUUCUCGCUCUGGAUUGGCCUGUCGAACCAGGAUGUUAGUGACUCAGCCUUUGAGUGGUCUGAUGGAACGGGACUGGACUACAAAGCCACCAUCUCUGACUCUUUGCAGGGCUCCAGCUCAGACAAACAAGAGGCCAGCUGUGUAUUUGUAACCUCUGCCGGAGCCUGGAUGAGAACCGGCUGCAACAUGUUGGUAGACGGAGCCAUCUGCUACACGACCACCUUCACCACCCCGUCCCAGACGGCCAGACAGCAGGUCGCCCCAGAGACCAAUCACUGCCCCCAGAGCAACGGUGUGUCCACGUGGGUGCAGCAUCAGGAUCACUGCUACGCCUUCGACAUGGGCUUCUACAACUACAGCGUGUACAGCAUGGAGAAGGCCCGCAGCAUCUGUCAGAGCAUGGAUGCUCAACUGCUGACCUUAAACUCCAAAGAGGAGAACGACUUUGUGUCAAAGUACAUGUCUGAUGACCCUCUCAUCACCAGCCGAGUGUGGCUCGGCAUGGAGCUCGACGCUCAAGGUAAGCCUGUAUCCUGGCACGAUGGCUCGGCUCUGGCUUACUCUAACUGGAAGUCGGCUGCCUUGGUUACUGGGAAGACGUCCGAGCACUACUGUGCCGUCAUGAUGGCAGGAGAUAAAGGAAUCUGGAAAGUUGUCAGCUGCGAGACUAGCCACAGUCGUAUCGUCUGCAAAACGGACGCAAAGUCCGGAGGCUCCCCCGUGGCGUUGGGUCUCUUCGUCGUGGUCAUCCUCGCUCUCCUUUCAGCCAUCGGCUUUAUCUUCUAUAAAAAGAAAAGAGCCCACUUCUCUUCUACCGUCCGCUACAAGAGGACCUUUGAUGAUUCAGACGCCACCAGUAUUAUAACCGAAGCUGACUGAGCUUGCUGGAGUAAUCGGCCUCAGGGAGUAUUAAUGUGCCUUGUGUGCAUUUUAGUACUUUACAGCAAGAGUAGAUGCUGCCUUCCCCUUUUUUUUUUUUAAAUUAUUAAUUUAUCCUGCUCAAGCCUGCAAACUUCCUAGAAUUGUGUGUAAAACUGUAAAUAUUGUUAGAGAAUUGUGAAUAUCCGCCAACUCAGUGUCUUAAUUUUGGUUAUUUUAGAUGUGUGUGUUAUGAAGAGCCCUGUGUUACACCUAAUGUAAAUACUGGGACUGAUGCUCUCUGGUAAAUGUUGAUCAUUAAUAUAAGUGGGAUUGUUUUUGUUUGCCGUUUUUGUUUUUAGAUUGUAAAAAGAUUUUGAGUUGAUUCGUGUAAUUGAUGCCUUAAAUUGCACUGAUGUAUGAGUGACUCCAAACUAUCAGAAACAAAACACACACUUUGGUUGUUUACUGUGUAUAGCGUUACUCUAGCUAUUCCAGUUUUAUUUUUCAACUUCAGAAGUUUUGAUUUCCACAUGGUUACAAUUAAUAAAUACAUAAAAUAGACUUAUAAAAGGCCAGUUCACCUGAAGAUACAGUAAAACCUGUUUUCUUUGACUUGGGAGUGAGAGAUAUGCCCUAUAACUGUCUGCAAGCAAAAGGAAGAAACUAUAGACUGGCUCUUAUGUUAAUGUUUAAUUAUAUUCUAUGAGAAACUUGGCUGUUAAAUUUUUUUAUAUUUAUAAAUUUUUCAUUAAGCUCCACUUAUUGGUCUGAUACAUUCAAACUUCAGCAAAUCAUAUUAAAACUAUCUGCAUUGAGAUAAUGCACUCUGAUGAAGAAAAUGCAUUAUGCUGUAUGUUUAGUUGCACUGUGCCUUUAAAUAAGUAGAAACAAAAUGUGAUUGAUGAUCUCACUGACUGUGCCUUUUAACAUCAUUACUUCAGAAGAAAUGGGAGUUUCUAAGCCACUGGAUAGGGUUAUGUUUAGUGUAUUUACUGAUUAAGUUGACUUAUUAAUACCUAAUGUAUGUUUUAGUUGUAAAUCUGAAAUUUUAGUCCUGCUGAUUAGUUUUCAAAGUGUAGGACACUGUCUUAGCCUGAAAAGGAUUCAGACAUCUGCUUGUAUAAUGUCUGUUUAUGUACAGUAGAUCUGACUUUCCUAUGCACGCAACUACUGAGCAAGAACGCACUUUAAAUGGAGCUACAGUUCCUUCUAUGUUUAAGCACAAUGAGGUUCGGAGUUUUUAGGGACGUUCAAAUUGCACUGGCGUUUGCUUUGAAUGCUUUGUAAAUAUGUUUUUAUAACCAUGAAUGAACCAAAGAUGCUCUGAGUCGUUUGAAUGUCAAAAGCUUUCCUUUCACUUUGUGGAACUGCCAUUGAACGGCUCGUUAAUCCAUUCAUAUCAAACUGUAAACCAAAUGUUAUUGGGUUGUUUUGUUUUUUUUUAACUUCCGAUCAGCUCAAAUCAGGUACAGUAUCACUCCAAUAAAAAUGUCCUGCCUUCAAAGA
Messenger RNA from Perca fluviatilis (European perch), 6738 nucleotides. RefSeq names its product lymphocyte antigen 75 (gene ly75). The record is from RefSeq and is a predicted model, not a curated record. The transcript is spliced from 35 exons. The coding region runs from base 1 to 5250 and encodes 1749 amino acids. Gene Ontology annotation, molecular function: signaling receptor activity. Lineage: Eukaryota; Metazoa; Chordata; Actinopteri; Perciformes; Percidae.